This is a messenger RNA of Macrobrachium nipponense, 4513 nucleotides long. Its product is annotated as core histone macro-H2A.1-like. The transcript is spliced from 9 exons. Gene Ontology annotation, molecular function: DNA binding; protein heterodimerization activity; structural constituent of chromatin. Gene Ontology annotation, biological process: heterochromatin formation. Gene Ontology annotation, cellular component: chromatin; nucleosome. The record is from RefSeq and is a predicted model, not a curated record. NCBI's taxonomy places the organism in Eukaryota, Metazoa, Arthropoda, Malacostraca, Decapoda, Palaemonidae. The coding region runs from base 105 to 1313 and encodes 402 amino acids.
UCAUUUCUCCCGUCGUCUAUUGGCCAGAGAAGGCGUUCAGCGUAGUGGCUAAUAUCGAUUACAUUCUGUUGAAUUUAGACUAAGUUACAAGAGUCCUAGGGACCAUGUCAGCAAGAGGCAUAGCCAAGAAGAGACAGAAGAAUAUUAGCAAGAGUCAAAGAGCCAAUGUCUUGUUUCCCGUAGGGCGUCUCCACCGUUACCUGAAGGCAGGACCAGGAACUCGCAAACUGAGGAUAGGAGUUGGGGCGCCUGUCUAUGCCGCCGCUGUCAUCGAAUACCUUACAGCUGAAGUUCUUGAACUGGCAGGAAAUGCUGCACGUGAUAACAGGAAAACCCGCAUAACACCUAGACACAUCCUUCUUGCUAUAGCAAACGAUGAGGAACUUCAUCAGCUCUUACGUAAUGUCACCAUUGCAUCAGGAGGCGUUUUACCAAAGAUACAUCCAGAAUUAUUGGCCAAAAAGAAAGGUGGCAAAUUUGUUACCGGAGGCAACACUCCUGUUGCUGUACCUUAUAAAAAACCUAUUGCAACCAAACCACCAGCCCAUAAAAAGCUUCCAGCUACAAAAAUAAGUGAUAGCACUGGAGACACAGCAGCACCAGAUGCCACCGACACAUCCAUACCAAAUUCAGCCAAUACACCAAAUAAGACGCCAAAUGCAGCUGCUAAUGUACCCGCAGGAUCAGCAUCUCCACUGAAAUUAAGAGCAAAAGGAAAGGACAUGGGCACUAUACUACCGCCACCAGGAUCCUUCACUGUUCUCUCAGAAAAGAAGCUUUUUCUUGGCCAAAAGCUGACCGUGAUUCAAUCUGAUAUAUCAACUGUUACAGCUGAUGCAGUUGUUCAUCCGACCAAUUCUAAUCUGGACUUCCUUGGUGAAGUAGGUCAGGCUUUAAGUAAAGCAGGAGGAAAGGAGUUUGUACAGGAAGUGCGAGACUUGGCCAAUGGUAGUGGAGCUUUACAGUCUUGUGAUGUUGCUGUUUGCAAUGGGUUCAAGCUUCCAGCCCGAUGGGUUAUUCAUGUCAAUGGGCCAACUACUGGUGAUACUGAUGCUUUUGAAAAAUUAGAACGUUGUGUCAAGAACUGUCUUGUACUUGCUGAUACAAGGAACUUGAAGUCAUUGGCAUUGCCUUCCAUUGGUAGUGGCAAGGCUGGUUUUCCAAAACAGCAAGCAGCACAAACCAUAAUUAAAUCCAUCUGCAGUUAUUUUGUCAACGUCAUGUCAUCAUCACUGAAGCAGAUCUAUUUCGUCCUUUAUGAUAUGGAAAGUAUUGGCGCAUAUACAGCAGAGCUUGCAAAGCUGGAUUCUUAAAGAUGCCACUGCCUAUGGUAAUUGGAUAAAAGCCUCAAAAUAGUACAAGAUAACUCUCCCGAUUAAAGAGGCUGUAUGACUUGGAUCGCUCAACUCGGUAGAUGGUAAAAAACAUACUAAAAUCCCUAAAAGGAAAGUUUUUUUUCUUAUGGUUUUGAUGCCCGUUAAUAUGAUAGUCAGUCUGUUUGGGAGAUAAAGUAAAUUUUUUAUUAGUAUUUAGAUAAGUAUGUCUUGAAUCUAGCCUGAGGAUCGUGUUUUUUCGGGAGAACCACAAGAAAUAUGACUUUCAUGCAUAUCCUUUAAUAGGAGGGGAUGUUUCUCUGAUUUUUAGCAUCUCUGUGUAACACAGCCUCAAUGUAAUAAUCAUACAAUUAUGUGCAGGAAAGGUUAAAUUUCAUUUUGCUUUGUAACUCAAUUGUUUGUGGUGGUGUAGAGCAAACAAUUGCUUUUGAACAACUUAUUUUUCUUUUCAGCUUAGUUGUGAUUUGAGGAUUUUUUGCAUGUGAGGGUUUGUUUUAUCCAUGUGAUAUAUGCCAUCGUUAGGUAAGAGAUGUACGCUUAUGCCUCGAUUGUUCAGGAUACUAUCAUAGGUAAGGUUUAGGUAAGGCUUGUUGGGAUCUUGUUUGACUGGGAAUGCAUUUUAACGAAAGUUGACAGUUGUUUAGAAGAGGUGCAAGGUUAACAUGCUAGUUUUUUCCGUAACUGAUCCUAUUAAUUUUCAGAAUCAGUGAAUACUUGAAGGUUAAUAUUGGAGACACAUUUUGUACUGGUGUAGCUUCUAUAUAAGUACUGUACAGUUAAAAGAAUUUACUGAAUGAAUCAGUACUCAAAGAAUUCAUGAUACAUUUCAAUUAUUUUUCAUAAAAACACAUGUUGUUAUAACUUAAUGCAGUAUUUUUCACCAUAGAUGAUAUAACAUUGUUUGAAAGUAAUCAGAGUGGAAUUAUAUACACUGGUUGAAAAGUUUUUAAUGGUGUGAUGUUGCACAGUGUGUGAAAUUGAUGAAUAUGGAAUAGCUUAGUAUUAUAUAACCUUACCUAAUUAUGUACUUACAGUAAUUUUGGUUAUGUUUGCCUUAUUGUUUGAAAGUUUAUAUAAAAUUUUGGAUAAUUUAAUUUGUAUUGUGAUUGGUUUUCUGUGGUGCUUUACUGACAAGUGAUAUAGUUUACUGUGUUAUUAUUUUUUCUGUAGUCUGUUGAUACCAUGAUAGUUAUUAAGCAAUCUUCUUUCACAAGUUGUUUGAAGAGAUGAAGAUGGUGUGUAUAGUGUUAGAGAUUAUUACACUGUCAUGUAAUGUGUGGAACCAAAUGAAAUAAUUAGGGCAUUGAAGAAGCUGCAGCAGUUUAUUAAAACUAGACCAAGAAUAUUAUACAUAAUGUAUACUUACUGUAAUGCCAAAAUCUGCAAUGCUGUUGAAAAAUUAAAUGCUCUUUUUAGCAGCAUGUCAAUAUAAUUUUCUGCCAAUACUGUUGAUAAGAAGCCUCGUUUCCAUAGACGUAACAAGUAAACUUUUAGUUUGAAAGUAAAAUGAGAAUUAUGAUAAUAGCAAUGGAGUAACAGUACCUUCCUUAGGAUAAUAUCUUACCAUCAUUGAAAGCAGUUGUUGUUUUAAUGGUCAUAUUCAAUCCAGAACAAAAUUUGGCACAGGGAUGAAGUCAUUAUGAGAGUAUUUAUUGUAACAGAAUGUAACUGUUUUCAAGUCCAUUAUAUGAUAACUAUUCUUAUUGGGAAGAGUUCUCCACAAUCAUAUAAUUACAUAAAGUCACAAAAGUAUACAUAAUGGUUUUGAGUCACAAAGUAUACUUUCUGAUCUGUUAACUUAUAUUAUUUAAGAAGGAUUGACAUUGCAUGUAUGCUAUAACUGCAAACAAUAGUAAGGUAGUUUUAUUUCUUUUAGCACCAAAGAUCUCUCUAACUAGACCAGAGAUGUCAGACUUGCAUAUUACAAUAGCAAGUAACAUUUGGAAACCACUGCAGUGUUAGAUGAAGGCCAUUGUGUGUUGUGAUCAUUUAGUGUGUGUCUUGCUAGAGAAUAUGAAGGAGCCAGAUCAAGGUCGUGCAGGCAAUGUUUUAAUUAUUAGUUGAACUUUGAUAUGAUGUUGAGAUUCUGCUUUAGGGGAUGCACUUACUUUGUGAUUAUAGUCAUUACAUUUUUCAUUUGUUAGGUUUUAUGUGGAUGUAUUUAUUGAGGUUGACCUAUGAUGAUGGUAUAUCUAUAUCCAGUGACUACUCAAGGGAAUAUGCUUUUUGUUGUCCUCCAUUUUUUGAAAUACAUGGGUCUUUCCACUCCAUACAUUAUUAUUGGUUUUUUGUUUUGAUUGAUUGGAGUAGCUCUGAAAUUUCAAGUACAUUUCGGCAACCUUCAGAAUAUGGAUACCAGGUAUUUAGUCCCUUUACCAUAAUAUUGUCAGGUGGUGUUUUGUAUAUUUCAGUAUCCUAAAAUGAUCUCGAUUUAGGUAGAAUAGGAUGAGCACAGGAAUGGGUCAAAGUAAUUCCAGACAUUUUGUAGAGAUAAUCAUUAUAUUGCCUAAAGGGUAGGGCAUCUGAGACACUUUGUAAGGUUUAGUAGCUUAAGUAAUUAAUAUUUUCUUAAGGAACAUACAUAAAACCUCCAUAUAUCAACAUAUAUAGCUUUAUAUGAAAGUUAUUACUGAUAAAGUGAGUUUUUCACUUUUGCUUAUCUCUUACUUUUAGAAUUCAAGAGUUUUUUCUCAUGAUGAAACUAAUUUAUGGUCUUCACAACUGUACUGUCUUCCCUUUGUGAUAUGAUUUACCUUGCAGUUUAAAUCUUAUUUAUUAUACAUAUAUAUUCAACAAUCUGUAAAUAAUUUUUCUCAUAUCCUCAAGUGAUACCAUAUUUUCACUUUUCAGCUUAUUACAUCCAUCCAGCUUAUCUGUCUCCGAGUAAAGUGAGGUACUGUAAUGGUAAAUCACAAACUGGGAUAAAGCUGAAUGACUUUGAAGUAAACUUAUUUUUCCUAUUCACACUUGGUCAUUUUAAAGUGCACUUGAGCAUGGUAUCUCGUAUCCUCUUCCCAUUUCAUGUACAUAAUAAACUGUAGGUGACAUCUAAUCCUUUAAAGGUUGCUGUGCAUGUUUAGAAGACUGUAAAUUACAGUAUUUUUCAUAUUUUUGUCUCUAAAUGCUUGAAAAAAAUUGCACUGAUGAGGUUAAGGCCUCAUAGAAAAUUGUAAGUCUCU